This is a messenger RNA of Trematosphaeria pertusa, 1581 nucleotides long. Its product is annotated as kinase-like protein. The transcript has 2 exons. Lineage: Eukaryota; Fungi; Ascomycota; Dothideomycetes; Pleosporales; Trematosphaeriaceae. Gene Ontology annotation, molecular function: protein kinase activity; ATP binding. Gene Ontology annotation, biological process: protein phosphorylation. The record is from RefSeq and is a predicted model, not a curated record. Bases 1 to 1353 code for a protein of 450 amino acids.
AUGUGGAAUCGCAACGACAAGCGCAACGACAGAGGCGCAGAAAAGCAAGACCCAAGGCCGGUACCCGAACACCUCCGCACCGCUCCCAGAAGAUCCUGGCGGACCGUCGAAGCACUAGGUCCACCGGAGCGCACCGGUGGUUUUAACGGCGGCUUCAACGGCGGCGUCUUCGUCGUUGAAGAUAAGCAUACCGGCAAGCAGUACAUCGAGAAGCGCGCGAAGAAGGAGCACAUCGACAAGGGGUUUGUUGAAGCCGAAAUAAGCUUUUUAAACCUCGUGUCCGACCACCCUCACAUUAGCAAAAUGGUGGACUACUUUGUCGACAAGAGCGCAGGCCGGGCCAGUAUUUACAUGGAGCUGUGUACCGAGGGAGGGUUGGACAAGAUUGUUGAGGAGUAUUGGAGGGACGGCCAGAAGUUCGACGAGGCGACCGUUUGGGAAUGGUUUAUCCAGCUCGCGGAUGCGUUGAUGUACUGCCAUUACGGAAAGAACCCGGAGAAAAGGGAGGCCAACGGUUGGAAGAGUACGUGGAACAGGAUCUGGCAUCGCGAUAUCAAGCUAGCGAACAUUCUUAUCACCAAGGGAACCAGACCCGGGCACACCGGCGAAUACAUAGCCAAACUCGCUGACUUCGGAUGCGCCGUCGACCAACACAAAAUAUACGCGAACCAAAGGAACAAUCGUGACGAGUCCUCGUUUAAAACCCGUCAUUGGGAGCCUCCAGAGGCACCCGGGUAUGUGCAAGGCAGCGAUAUAUGGCAGCUGGGUGGCGUCAUCGCCUGUUUGUGCAGCCUCGAGCAGUUGGCGGACCACAUCGACACUUCGCACCCGGCUCCGGGGUACUCCGCGGACCUUAACAAAGCAAUCAAGGCGUGCAUGCAGCGUGAUCCCAAGGAACGGCCCAGAUCCGAAGAGCUCUUCAAGUGGAUAAAUGCGUGGUAUAACAAGAACAAAGACCGGUUACCGGAACAACCUCCUUCUACGCCAUCGAACCAGCAAAGAUCUGAGCCCCCAUUUCCAAAGCAACCCGCUGCGCCUCCGAUGCCUCCACGAGCGAAUUCACUACCGCCUCACUUUGGGAAUGCUUUCCAGGGAAGACUAGACUUUGCACGCGGAGGUUCCGGUUCCUCAGUUGAUCAACCACGGCGAAUACCUAGGCCUGGUGAGGGUGGUUUUGGUGGGCCUUUUGGUCCAAGGGGAUUUGGGGUAGUCUACGGACCCCGCGGUAAGCCGAGGAUACCGCAUGCCGCUUAUAAUGAUACCGACUAUGCGAUGGGAUUCGACGACGGGUAUUCUGUCUAUGGACCCCCUAAUCCAUGGAAUGGGCCGCCUGGUGGCUUCGGGAGAUACUGAAGAUGUUGUGGAGAUUGUCGUGGUUUAAGGCCGAUGUUAUCGUAGGUGAGCGCAUUUCAUGUUGACUUUGAUUAGAAUAAGGUCAGAACAUCCAAGAGCUCCCUUCAACGACUGGGGAAGCCCCAUGAUUCUUCGAGUUGACGGAUGGUGGUUGUUGGCGGAAAGCCAUGCGACCUUUCGCAGGCAUACCACAGUUCGCGAAGUCGUAUUUGGUCUUCUUUGGCAUUG